AUGGACCGUUGGCGCAAUAAGGUGGCCGUUGUAACCGGUGCCAGCUCGGGUAUUGGGGCAGCGAUCGCAAAGGAUCUGGCCAAAGCCGGCAUGAUCACCAUCGGGUUGGCUCGACGCGUUGAGCGGGUGGAGCAGCUGAAGCAGGACCUGCCAAAGGAGGCGGCCGCACGGUUGCACGCGAUCAAGUGUGACGUUUCGCUGGAAGCUGAUAUCGUGAAGACGUUCCAGCGCAUCCGGGAAACGCACGGUGGCGUGGACGUGCUGGUGAACAAUGCCGGUAUCGCGCGAACUAACAAUCUGCUCGACGUUGGCACCACCGCCGAUGUGCGGGCCGUGCUGGACACGAACGUGACUGGGCUGGUGCUGUGUAGCCAGUGGGCUUACAAGUCUAUGGUCGAUCGGCAGGUCGACGGCCAUAUCGUGCACAUCAGCAGCGUGGCGGGCCAUAUCGUACCAAACUUCCCCAAGAUUAACAUCUAUCCCGGUACGAAGCACGCGGUAAGGGCCAUCACGGAAACGAUGCGCCAGGAAAUGAGAGCGGCAGGAACGAAAAUUAAAGUCACGAGUGUCAGCCCCGGUGGAGUGAAGACAGAAAUUCUCGAUUCGUCCGCCAUUCCCAAAGAUAUGCCACUGCUGGAAGCGGAAGACAUCUCGGCAGCCGUGUUGUACGUGAUCGGUACACCACCGAAUGUGCAGGUGCACGAACUCAUCAUCAAACCGAUCGGGGAAGCAUUCUAG
Messenger RNA from Anopheles marshallii, 738 nucleotides. RefSeq names its product farnesol dehydrogenase-like. The coding region runs from base 1 to 738 and encodes 245 amino acids. Gene Ontology annotation, molecular function: oxidoreductase activity. Lineage: Eukaryota; Metazoa; Arthropoda; Insecta; Diptera; Culicidae. The transcript has 2 exons. The record is from RefSeq and is a predicted model, not a curated record.